Molecule: messenger RNA, 4307 nt
Organism: Triplophysa rosa
Lineage: Eukaryota; Metazoa; Chordata; Actinopteri; Cypriniformes; Nemacheilidae
Gene: rbks
Product: ribokinase
Exons: 7
Coding region: 831-1460 (209 amino acids)
Biological process (GO): D-ribose metabolic process
Molecular function (GO): ribokinase activity
Source: RefSeq, a predicted model, not a curated record
UCUUUGAUUAACAUUAGUGACAGGAGUCACAGCAGCACGUUUAAGAGCGUGGCCCCUUUAAGAGCUGUCUCAGUACGCAGAUCUGACCGUCACCGCACUCCAAUUUUCACAACUCUUUGCAUUCAUUUAAGAUUUUAUUUUACACUUUGAAGUCUAUCUUAAGAAAAUGUUAGACAAAACGGGCUUUCUGACAUAAUCUUGUAUGGUUUUAUCCGGAUGCGUUGUCUGACAGAGAUUCAGCGACGCAGCCUUCAGCCCGUGACUGUUUACACCAGACUGGACCUCGCGUUGCGUUUUGCCGCAUCCCACAGUUUAGAAGCUGUCUAUCUUCAUUGAACGCGUCAAAGCAACUGUUUAAAAUCGCCCUUAAGUGGUUUAAAAGCCUGUACACGAAUAAGAGCGUGAUUACAUAAUGUAACGCUAGACAAAGAAUGUCAAAACAAACGGAUGCUGCGUUAAUUGCGUUAAAUAUUUUCUCACGCGCUAAUUUGAAAAAAUUAAUCGCAUGCGUCAAUGCGUUAACGUUGACAGCCCUAAUAAAAACAGGUUUUGAACCAAAGAAAUAAAUGAUCUCUAAGAUUUCGCACCAUGUUAAAAUAAAGUUUAUCUUUACCACAGCUGCUUUACUUACCGUACUGCUGUAAGUACAGUUGACAGGUGGCACAAAUUAAAAGCAUUGUAUGUGUAAAUAUUUUCACUAAAUAUUGUUUCAUUGUGUCUCUAUUAGCCAGGCACCUCGCCUUCCCAAGGCUGGAGAAACAAUACAUGGAUACAAGUUUUUUAUCGGUUUUGGUGGUAAAGGUGCAAAUCAGUGUGUUCAAGCUGCAAGAAUGGGGGCCAAGACUGCCAUGGUGUGCAAGGUUGGAAAGGACUUUUUUGGGGACAACUACAUUCAGAAUUUCAAAAAUAAUGGCGUAUCAACUGCUUUUGCAAAGCAGACUGAAAAGGCUGCGACUGGAGCUGCCUCUAUUAUUGUAAAUGAGACAGGGGAGAACGCCAUUGUGAUUGUGGCUGGUGCUAACAUGCUGCUGGGCCAAGAGGACCUACAACACGCACAAUCUGCCAUCAUUACGGCCAAGGUGCUAAUCUGCCAGCUUGAAAUUAAUCCAGAUGCCUCACUACAUGCCUUGAGAAUGGCCAAGGAAAACCACGUGAAGACCAUUUUUAAUCCAGCUCCGGCUAUUGUGGAUUUGCAUUCUGAUUUCUACAAAGCAUCUGAUAUUUUCUGCUGCAAUGAGUCAGAGGCAGAGCUGCUAACAGGGCUGCCCGUUUCCUCAGUGGAAGAUGCCAGUCGAGUAGGCUUGGAUCUGCUACAAAAAGGCUGUGGUUCAGUCAUUGUCUCCUUGGGGCCACAGGGCUGUGUGGUAUGUCAGUCCAUAAAUGUGGCCCCUAAACUAGUCCCCACGAUCACUGUCACUGCUGUGGACACUACGCUUCACAUCAGCUUUAAUGCCAUGUGAUGAAAGGCCCUGUGGUGUGGCACUACAUGAAAAGAAAAUUUGCAUUUCUAAAAGGGCAAGUAUGCAGUUUCCUCCAACGUUGCUACCCACCCAUCUUAAGAUCAUUAAUCUUCUGACAUAAAUCUUCUGCAGAUGUCCAACUCUUUCAUGAUAAAGUGAUUCUAUCUGUAGCCUGUGUGUGCGUGCGUGCGUGCGUGCAUACCUACAGCACACACUUCAGAUAGACUGGGUGGCCCAUGCUCCUGCAUUUGGAGAUCACCCUUUUUCCGGGACCUUGCCUUAAAGCCAGACAACAUUGUUCGUAGUUGGUUCAGACAAUCCCAAUCAGCCAAAUUUCACCUCAAUGAAAAGAGACAUAGACGACCCACCACAGGGAUCUUUACAGGAGUCAUGCUGGGUAUUUACCAGAAAACACAGCUUUUCUCCUACCGACAAUGAUGUCAUUACACCAGAAGACUGUAAUAUGAACCCCACAAAGAAGAACCCACACUGAGCUGCAAUGGACAGGAGCAGCCAUUGUAAUGCCCGGUUCAGAUUAUUCUUUUAUGAUACCCAGUUACGUUGUGAUGACAUACCUGGACCAGAACAUAUUCUGCGCCACGACGUACCAAAUAAAGUUCCAGCGAUGUAACUUUGUGAUUCCCUCACAUUUUAUGCAUAAUUUUAGUAAUUUUCUAUUCAAAUAUGUAUUAGAAAAAGUAUAACGAUUAAUAAAACUUAACACAGCAAUGUUCAUCAGCAUCAGACAUUUUAUUUAGAUACUGAAGUAGAAAAUCAGACAUUAAAUGCCACAUGUGAAACCAAAAUUUACCUGUCUGCUUAUUGUUUACAAUUCAAUGGCGCACAUGAAAUAAUCAAACUGUAUUAACUUUGUUUGAAACGACUGUUAUUGGUUGACAAUGCCAGACUCAGACUUAUGUUUAACCCCUCCCCCUCAACCACAUAAAUCUGUUCUGGUAAGCAAUGAACACUUUACAAUCCACUCAAUUGCUAGUGCAAUACCACGCAGUCAUGCCAUAUAUUUAGUUGUAAUACAAUGUCUUAUUAAUGCAUCACAUUAUAUUAAACUGCAUUUUGGCUGGUUUUAUUCUGCAGCACUUUUACAUAUUGACUAUAGCGUGGUACAGAAAUUCUGGACAAAUUAUUAAUAUUUGGAUCUUAAAAAAUGUUCCAUAAUGUCUCAUAGUGAAAAUAAGUAGGCUUUAAAACAGGCCAUGGCCUUUGAGUGGCCACAUCCAAUAGUUUUGUCAUUUGACUGACAGACAGCUCUAUGUAACCUUUACCAGAAUGUGUAUAGCUCUGUUUUGAGAGUAAGAGAAGGGGAAGUGGCUGUCAUCACAACUAAACAUCAGGCAUCAGACCAAUGUUGUCAGAUGUCAGACUUGCUCAUGAAGGUUCACUGUGCAGUCUGAACAAAGUCUGCGGUUUUAAAAGUAAAAGAUAGUCCUAUAUUAUUGCAUAUUUUUUCAACAGUCCUGCAUCUGGAGAUAUUGUAAGGUAGCCGGUUGGUUCCUGUAAAAGAAAAGUGUAUGUUUGUCAAGCUUCAAAUUUUUCUCCUGACCAAUUGUAUAAUUACUCAGAAGAGCAAGAGAUUAUAAGAAUGAUAAAGAGUUGGGUUGAGAAGUUUAGUCAUUUGCCUAAACAAGGUGGAGACAUUACUUAAAACUUUCAAAGUCUUAAGACAGAGAAUUUUUCUAGAACUUUCCAGAACUGCAUCAUACAGCAGUGGUCACCAACCCUUCUCCUGGAGAUCGACCGUCCUGAAGAUUUCAGCUCUAACCCCAAUCAAACACACCUGAACUAUCUAAUCAAGGUGUUCAGGUUUGCUUGAUAAUGACAGACAGGUGUGCUGAAGCAGGGUUGGAGAUGCAGUCUGCAGGACAGUCGAUCUCCAGGAACAGGGUUGGUGACCACUGUCAUACAGUAUGUCCAACAUUAUCACAGCUGCUUUUCCAUUCACCCAAAUAGAAAAUGCUAAACUUGACCAAGGAGUAAUAUGAUUGCUUUGUUUUUUAUUUUUGUCUGUCACUAUAAUCAUUUGAAGAGUUUAGACAACUGCAGCCUUGGCCUUGUUGAUACAGUAUAUGUGCGCGCCUCCGCUCUGUGUUUGGCUAGUGCCUAAUAAUAUAACAGUUUAUAUUUCAUUUAAUUUAUAUUAAUAGUCAUGUAUAUUAUUAUUUUAUUGUAUAAUAAUUGUAUGAAAUAAACAAUUUGUUAAGUUGGUCCUUUAGUUUUAUCACAUUUAAAGAAACCAUAUGGGACAUUGACAUCUAGCGGUUGAGCUUGGCAUCGCAGUCCAAAUAAAAAAUAUUGGAGAGCCAAUUUUGGCCAAGUAAUGGUUCUUCUGUUUCUUUUGCUUGUUAUCAGAAAUAAUCUACAGGCUCUCUUAUUAAUUGUGAAUGUGUACCGGAAGUUAAGGGCAGUCCACAAACAUGCGCAUGCGCGUAACAUUUGUUUAUAUUGUCACUUUGAAACCGUCUAUAUGGUGAGAACCAAUAGAUAGGCCUAUCUCAGUCAAAGGUGUAUAAUAGACACUGAUAGUUAGGGAGCAUGCCACUGAGGUGAGUAAUCUUCUAGACUUGUAAAAAAACUGAUAUGAUGAUAUGAAAUUUGAGAGUAUCACCACAUUCCUCUGUGCUUUCCCAUCAUAGAUGUAAUACCCACCCCCACCAAGAAAAUCUUAGUCUACCCUCUGCAGGCAUGGUGAAAUAUGCCAGUACUUAUCAGUUUCAUUGAAAACUUGAAAAAAAUGGCCAUGGUGGCAUAGUACCAUUGACUGGAAAAAGAAACAAGUGAACAUUAAAGGAGUAGUUCACUUAAAAAUUUCAUGAUAAUUCACUCACCCAC